AUGCUUAGCCCAUUGAUGGGGCCUGAAGUUACUUUACCCCCUGGUGCGAAAGAAACCUGUAAACUGAAGUACGACAGAUCAUCAGAGCAAAAGCGGUUACAUCAUUGCUCCAAGUGCGGGAAUACAUUCACCAGGGUCGACAACUUGAAGAGACAUCAAAAAUACGUCUGCGGCAUGCCGCCCCAAUUUCAGUGCAUUUUGUGUUCAUAUGCUACUAAACAUAAGUACGUUCUGGCCGUUCACAUGAAGUCUAGACAUCCUGACGUGAUCGUUGUUGAUAACAAGUGGCAUGCUGGUUUGAAAGGUCAUUCAGAAGAUUGGAAUGAUGAGAAGUGAUUGUACGGACGUUACAACAGCUGAAACUUUGAUACCUUACCAGGAUAGUGGUCUCACAUAUUGAAUAUCUUACAUAAAUUACAUAAAUUCGUAAAAUUAAAUUUCGAGGUGGAUCUUGCUGAGACUUGUGAAUUUCUGAGUAAGCCGCCAUCAACUGUACUAAUUCAAAAUAUUUCUGCCCAAUUUUUAACAAACGAGUUAUUUUGGUAGAGUAUCCAUAUCCUGGAGCUUCAGUUCUUGAAUAGAGUUAUAUUGUGUGUUCUCUUUCCUCAGUUAGCAAUGACUUUCAAAAAACACGACCGACAAUACAAACCUAAAUCAAAUCCAAGCGGAUAACCAAGAUUUCCGUAUUAUGUACCGCGGUUAUAAUAUGGUUCAAGAUGACACACGGGAUGGUGACGUCAGUUACUCGAAUCGCUUGAACGCCUUGGUUUUAACCGCGGUUUGUUGCAAGUUGUUUAUUUUAGAAAAGCGCGUAUAUAAUUUCUGAUUAUUUUUAUUAUCACUUAAUAAUCGGUGCUUUUUCGUCUACAACGGGGUAUGGAAAGUUGAAAAAAAGAAAACUUUCAUAAUAUUAAUGGGAGGAAUGUUUUUUUUCCGAACAAAAUUUUUACUGAUGGAACCAUGGCUUUGUAGCUAUGAUAACUUUCAAUUCUCUAAACUUUUCCGCAUGUCAAAGAAAAUAUUUAUUGAUUUAGCAAAAAUGAUGAAAAAGCGAUGAAAAAAAAUAUUAACAAAACCGUAUACAGGUGGACAUCAUCCAGUGAGUUUAUACGGCCAUAUUUUAAUAUUCUUGUGGUAUAUGGCUAUACAGGAUACUUUUUUAAGUGUAAGAACUAGAUUUAAAGUGUCCCCAACAACAGUGAUGAUUAUAAAUAAUGCUAAAACUGAAGUCAGCCUGUAUCAAGUUUCCCAAAAACGAAGCUGAAGUACAAUAAAAAUAUCCAAUACCCGGCAAAAUUCUAACUUGUCACAUGUCAAAUAAUAACCAGAAAUAUAAAACUACUCCGGAGUUGGGUAAAUACCACAAUUUUGCGGUGAUAACUAUGACAUAUAACAGCUGAUUCGUGACGUCACGGAUCUUAUAACCAAACUGAUAACUACAACCGCUUGAACGGAUUGGUAAAUACCAAGCCAAAAUGGUAAAUACCAUUUCCAUUUGGUUAUCCGCUUGAAUUUGAUUCUAGUGUAUCUAUUUCGCACCAUGCAAACUUUAUAUUAAGUUCAAAUUACGCACAGUCAGAAACGCUUGUAUUGACAACCUAUACAUUCUGCGGGAAUUACAACUGUUCAACUUAUAAUUUUAUUUACACCUUGAUAUAAAGUGUUAAUUAUUGGAUUGUUAUGUGCAUAACAAGUUACAUAUAUUUGAUAGGCAUUUUUAAGGAAAACCAAUCUGCAUUAUGCUCCUGGUCUUAAUCAACUAACUCUAAGUUUCAAGUU
Molecule: messenger RNA, 1779 nt
Organism: Acanthoscelides obtectus
Lineage: Eukaryota; Metazoa; Arthropoda; Insecta; Coleoptera; Chrysomelidae
Source: the annotation of a GenBank genome assembly